GAUCUCAGCACUUCACCACACAAUCACACCAUGUCUUCCUCAACGGCCGCAAAGCAGUAUAAAGCACUCGGAGAAGAUGUUUGGAAAAACAAAGUUGAAAAGAUUAAUGCCGAACUUUUCACGCUCACAUAUGGAUCUCUCGUUGUACAAUUGAUAAAAGAUUACGAAGAUUAUGCAGAGGUGAACAAGCAGCUUGAUAAGAUGGGCUACAACAUUGGCCAGAGACUUAUAGAAGAUUUUUUGGCGAGAUCAAACAUCGGACGGUGUACAGAGUUUAGAGAGACGGCUGACGUUAUAUCCAAGGUUGGAUUCAAAAUGUUCUUGAAUAUAACACCUAAUAUUACCAACUGGACACCAGAUUUCAAAGAAUUUUCUCUCCUGCUGGAGGAAAACCCGUUGGCAGAGUUUGUCGAGCUGCCUGACGAUGCUGUUGAAGGUGGACUGUGGUACUCGAACAUCCUGUGUGGCGUUCUGAGAGGAGCAUUAGAAAUGGUGCAAAUGCAAGUUGAAGCAACUUUCAUAACAGACACAGUACGAGGAGAUGAGACAACAGAACUUCGAGUCAAGCUUAUUCGAUUCUUGGAAGAGGAAGUGCCAGUCGGUGAAGACUAAAAAGCUACAUCUCAUGAAUAAAUUAUAGUGCUAAACCCCAGUUCAAAUAUAAUGAAACCGAUCACUCGAGUACUG
Messenger RNA from Umbelopsis ramanniana AG, 687 nucleotides. RefSeq lists its product as uncharacterized. Gene Ontology annotation, biological process: intra-Golgi vesicle-mediated transport; endoplasmic reticulum to Golgi vesicle-mediated transport. Lineage: Eukaryota; Fungi; Mucoromycota; Umbelopsidomycetes; Umbelopsidales; Umbelopsidaceae. The transcript has 4 exons. The coding region runs from base 31 to 612 and encodes 193 amino acids. Gene Ontology annotation, cellular component: cis-Golgi network membrane; TRAPP complex; cytosol. The record is from RefSeq and is a predicted model, not a curated record.